This is a messenger RNA of Populus euphratica (Euphrates poplar), 1610 nucleotides long. RefSeq lists its product as uncharacterized. Bases 439 to 1485 code for a protein of 348 amino acids. The transcript has a single exon. The record is from RefSeq and is a predicted model, not a curated record. NCBI's taxonomy places the organism in Eukaryota, Viridiplantae, Streptophyta, Magnoliopsida, Malpighiales, Salicaceae.
UAGAAAAGCCACCUUCGAUAUUUUUCCUGCUCAAGGCAACCCGACCCCUCCCCAGGCAACUUCAUUCUGGCCGUUGGCAGUCAUGAGUUGUUACGUUAGCUUUUCUCCUCCUCCUCCUCCUCCUCCUUCUCCUCGUAUACUAGUCCAAGUCAAACUCGUGUCUCUUCAUACCCAUACGGAUCUUUAACUCCUUGGAGACUUCUUCGCAUCCUGGCUACUUCCACAAACCAUACACUCUCCUCCUCCAAACUCGCUCUUCCUCGUAACAGAUUAAACCACAAUAAUAUAUGAUCCGUCCUGCACAAACACAAACCCUAAUUUCUUACUAUAUAUUAUCUUCAAUAUUUUGUUACUUCUUCUCAUCUCUCUUCUCUAUCUAUAUAUAUUUCAAUCUAGUCUUCUUCUUCAUCAUUCAUUUCUAUAUAUAUAUAUAUAUAUAUGGCAGCAGCAACACAGAACACAGUACUAGUAUGUUUCUCCUUUGCUGCCUAUGCCAAGACCUUAUUAGACCACCUCAAAUCACUCAACAUCCCAAUCCUCCCUGGCCUCACAGACUCUGAAUUCACCUCUAUCGAAUCCACCUUCCAUUUCACUUUCCCGCCUGACCUUCGGUCCAUUCUCCAAGAAGGACUCCCCAUCGGACCUCACUUCCCUAACUGGCGUUCCUCCUCUUUGCAACAACUCCAAAUCCUCUUAAACCUUCCUUCCUUGAACCUCUCUAAGAAUAUCUCUCUAAACAACUUCUGGGUUGAUUCUUGGGGUCAUAAACCUCAAGAUACCAACAAAGCCCUAGAUUUUGCAAAACAGUUCUUGGAUAAAGCACCAGUUCUUGUGCCUAUUUAUAGAAACUGUUAUAUUCCUUCUUCCCCUAACGUGUCCGGUAACCCCGUCUUUCACGUUGAUGAUGAACAAGUGUGUGUUUUGAGCUUUGAUGUUACUAGGUUUUUUCAACAAGUUGAUUUCUCGCAAAUGGGGUUUCCUAUACGUUUGUCAAGAAACGAAAAUGUAUCCAUGAAUGUGCCUGCGUGGGCAGCGACAGAGGCCCGGAAGAUAGAAUUUUGGACGGAGGUGGCGGAGAGAGGGAGGAGAGUGGUGUCACGUGGAGAGACUUCUGGGUGGUGGAAAGAUGUUGGUGGGGGUUCAGAUCAUUUUGAAUUAAGGGAAUGCUUGGAAGAGGUGUUUCGGAGGUUGAGAGAUGGAGGGUGGAGAGAAGAGGAGGUGAGAGAGAUGAUGAACGGCUGUGAUCAGGGGAUCAAGGAGACUGGUGGUGGUUGUGGGACCACAAAGUUUGAUAAAGAGGAUGUGUUCUGGCACGGUAGGAUGUGGUCAAUUGUGUUGUUGCGUGCGGGACGGAACAUGGAAGAAGUUGUGCACUUGCUUGAUCUUGAAGAAUUACAACUUCCAAACAGCUGUUCCAGAGAGGAUGGUGAUCAUAAAAAAAACAGUGUCAAGCAGUUAAUGAAGCUGAGAUCUCUGGAAGUUUGAUCAUGAUUUCGAGGGUCCCACGUUCCUGGAUGCCUGCAAUUUUGAUAAUUUGUUUUCUAUAUUUUUAGCUCAGAGUUUCAAGACCUCCAUGUAAUUAUUAGUUGCUAAUACAUUCUUGAUAGUAA